CCGCGCUCGGGGUGGUGGAGCUGCCCUGUGAGCAGAUGGAUUGGGAGCCCGACACCACGAUCACCUACACCAGGCAGCUGAGCCCGACCAAAAGCAAGCUGAAAAAGAGCGUGAGUUCCCAGGAAACACUGGGUCGAAGGAAGAGCUCGGUGUGCGCGCCGCGUGUUUUGGGACAGCUCUUCGUCCUGCUGCAGUACCAGACGCCAGCCCAGCGCGUCAAGGUGAUGGUCCGAAAGGCUGAGAAUCUGACCAAGCUGACACGGAUCCCGGGAGCUGCAGACCACUACGUUGUCAUCAACCUGCGUCAGGAUGGAAAAGUAAUCGUUACCAAGGAGACCAAAGGGGCCAGCGGUCCGAACCCGGUCUGGAACGCCCCGUUCCUGUUCGACCUGCCCUCUGGUGACAUCACUCAGCUGCCGUUGGUGCUUGAGUUUAUCGUCAUGCAGGGCCGUCUCUACACUAAGAGCAGCGUUCUGGGUCGCGUGUCCAUUGGCGGCGAUGCCUCCGGGGCGGGACAGGCACACUGGGAGGAAAUGUGCAGUCGGGGGCAAACUGAGACGGCUCGCUGGCACACCAUCCAAUCGGACGUGCCGUAGGACUGGCUGAAUGUGUGAUGGUGCCGCUGGACCUUUUAAGGUCUAUUGAUGAGUUUUGGUGGCUUUGACUACAUUGAUGGAUGUCCAUUACCUACUAAUGAAUUAAAGUAUCAUUCCGUUUUGGGAGGAGACAAAUAUCGGAUCAAUGUAUGGAUCAAUGUAUGUAUUCUGUAUGACUCUAUCAUUCUGUUGUUGUGCUACUGUUUGUAUUGUGACCAGAGGCCACAAAUGUUAAUGUCAAAAGCUAUGGAGUAUUUGUCAUAUGCAUUGUAUUUGUACAAACACCUCUACUUGUGAAUAUGUAAGGUUAUUGAAUUACUGUAGGACAGGGGUGUCUAACUCAUUUUAGGGGGGGGUGCCACGCGGAUGUUCGGAGGGGGGGACACUGUCAAUCCAAGCCAUGGCCGUCUACCCCCCCCUGCCAGUUCGCCCACAAUAACAAUACGGAGCUGCAUACCUGGAGCGCAAAACUAAUCGAUAUAAAGACAACACGACGAGCCUCUCGUCCAAUGGCAGGUGAUCUACCGGCCUGGUCCCCCUGGUCUAACGCGUGCGCUCACUCACAGAGUGCGACCCCCAGUGGACUUUUUAGGAAUAGCAGCUACUUUUAGAGAAAUGCAAUUUAUGUCUUUUUGUAAUUCUCACAACAGCAAAUCCAUCCCGCGGGCCGCACUGGACCCCCCGGCGGGCCUUGAGUUUGACACCAUGGCUGUAGGGUUAUUGUCCACGGAAAAGCUGCUCUAAACAUUCACAGAUGCCACGGCUCCGUUCCAAAUGCAUAUUUUACGUAAGAUUUCAAGACUUCUGCCGAAAGUUACCACUGUAUUCUUCACUAAGACAAAGCAGAUGGAACAAAGAGGGCCGUGUGCUUUGUCUGUUUGCUAGCCAGAUUAUGACAGCAGCAUUACUACCAAACAACAUGACUGAGGGUCAUGUGUUCCCUUGAUACUGGCUUUUUUAUUUAGAUGCUUCUUAAUACAGGAGAAGUCUCAUUGAAAAAUACAAAUUAAAUUGAUUGAAUAAUAACUUACAUACAUACAUUUUAUGGAACAUUGUUAAAUAGAAACUGAAAUAGAUGUUUUACAUUGUGUUGUACUUCAGAGAGACUUGCACAGGAAAUAAUAGCUCUUCAAGCAAAGAAGGGUUGGAUGGUUAAGUUUUGGGGAAGGAGUUAUUGUGUUUGUAUUUAUUGUAUAUUGACCAUGUAGAUGCUGCUGGUGGCAUGCAUUGUCUUAACUGUAACUGUUAAAAGGGGCAAUUUUUAAGAAAUUGAAAUAAAUGAAUUUAUUGUAAGGA
Molecule: messenger RNA, 1892 nt
Organism: Gasterosteus aculeatus aculeatus (three-spined stickleback)
Lineage: Eukaryota; Metazoa; Chordata; Actinopteri; Perciformes; Gasterosteidae
Product: synaptotagmin-5
Biological process (GO): calcium ion-regulated exocytosis of neurotransmitter; vesicle fusion
Cellular component (GO): exocytic vesicle; synapse; axon
Molecular function (GO): clathrin binding; SNARE binding; calcium ion binding
Source: RefSeq, a predicted model, not a curated record